Taeniopygia guttata (zebra finch) is the source of this 2556-nucleotide messenger RNA. RefSeq names its product ectonucleoside triphosphate diphosphohydrolase 8-like. The record is from RefSeq and is a predicted model, not a curated record. Gene Ontology annotation, molecular function: ribonucleoside triphosphate phosphatase activity; UDP phosphatase activity; GDP phosphatase activity. Gene Ontology annotation, biological process: nucleoside diphosphate catabolic process. Gene Ontology annotation, cellular component: plasma membrane. NCBI's taxonomy places the organism in Eukaryota, Metazoa, Chordata, Aves, Passeriformes, Estrildidae.
UUUCCCCCGAUGCUGGCCAGGAAGAAGUCUUUCACCAGUGCCAUCAUCGGGGCGCUGGUGGCACUCUCCAUCAUCGCCCUGGUUCUCAGCCUGGUGGGGGUUGAAGAUGUGACACUGCCACCCACGGUCAAGUAUGGGAUGGUGUUUGAUGCGGGCUCAUCCCACACCUCCCUGUUUGUGUACGAGUGGGAUUCAGACAAGGAGAACGACACUGGAGUGGUCAGCCAGACCUUGUCCUGUGAUGUCCAGGGGCAAGGCAUAUCAAGCUAUGCCAACAAUCCCCCUGAAGCUGGCAAUUCCCUGAGGGAGUGCUUGGAUAAAGCCUUGGAGGUUAUUCCUGCUGAGCAGCAGAGGGAUGUCCCAGCUUAUCUUGGAGCAACGGCUGGCAUGAGGUUACUGAGGGAACAGAACAGCUCAGCAACAGAGCAAAUCCUGGCUGAGGUCGCUGAAACCAUGCAGGAGUACCCUGUGGCUUUCAAAGGGGCUCGGGUCCUUACAGGAGAGGAAGAGGGUGCCUAUGGCUGGAUCACCAUCAACUACCUGCUGGACUCCUUCACCAAGUACUCUCCCAAAGCACACACGUGGCUUCAUCCAGAGGCAGCCAACAUUUUUGGGGCACUGGAUCUUGGAGGAGCAUCCACUCAAAUCACCUUUAUGCCCGAAGGUUCAGCACUGAGGCAGAAUGGAGCCUCUGAGUUCACCCUGUAUGGGUACAGACACAACAUCUACACUCACAGCUACCUCUGCUACGGGCAGGACGAGAUGCUGCAGCGGCUGGCGAAGGAAUUAAUUGUGGAGUCGUCCCCCAGCAGACGAGUCCGCCACCCCUGCUACCCAGAGGGCUACAAGGAGACCGUGUGGCUGUCCUCCUUCCGCGCCAGCCCCUGCACGGACGGCAGCGACCCGCGCCUGCCCCUGGGCGACGGCAGCGCCACCCUGGAGGGCAGGGGUGAUGCCAGCGGCUGCCGGGCAGCCCUCAGGAAGCUCUUCAACUUCUCGGCGUGCGGCCAGAGCCAGGACUGCGCCUUUGACGGCGUCUACCAGCCCCCGCUCCGGGGGAAAUUCAUUGCCUUCUCUGCCUUCUACUACAACUUCAAGUUCCUGAACCUGACGGAGGGGCAGCCGCUGGCCGUGGUCAGACAGGCCAUCGAGGGGCUCUGCACAAGGAGCUGGGAGGAUCUCUCUUCCAGCUACCCCAAAGAGAAUCCCAAGAGACUGCCGAAAUACUGUGCCAAUGCCAACUACAUCCUCACACUCCUCCUUGAUGCCUACAAGUUCAACGAGACCAGCUGGAACAAUAUCUUCUUCCAGAUGAAGGCCGGGGGUGCUGAGCUGGGCUGGACGCUGGGGUACAUGCUGAACCUCACCAACAUGGUCCCGGCCGAGGUGCCGGCCAGGCUGAAGGGCCACAGGGCUCCCCUGUGGGCUGCAGCCAUCACCUUCAUCAUCCUCACUCUCGUCCUGGGGCUCGCUGCCCUGCUCCUGCAGCUGUGGGUGUAGCAGCCUGGCCAGGGGAGCCCAGCGGGGACAGACUGGGCCGUGCUGGAGUCCCCACGCUCCCGCCUGCGCAGCUGGGCCUGUGCUGCUGAGCACAGUCACCUCCACAGCUCCAAAAGCUGGGGUGGCUCUGCUUUUCCAUGGGCCUGGCCCCAACAUGCACACAGGCACUCGCUGAAGUUCCCAGAGGAGCUCCACUCCCAUGGACACACAACAAGAUCAGCCUGCAGGAGCCUCAGGCAAGCCUGUGUGCCUCCUGUCACUGCUCUGCGUGUUACAGCCGUGGCUCCAUCCCACCAGCUGGCCCUGGGGUGUGCAGGGCCAGCCUGGCUGUGGGACAGUGCCCCAGGGCCAGCCUGGCUGUGGGACAGUGCCCCAGGGCCAGCCUGGCUGUGGGACAGUGCCCCAGGGCCAGCCUGGCUGUGGGACAGUGCCCCAGGGCCAGCCUGGCACGGCACAGCGCAGGCACCUGGGCACAGGGUGCUCCAUGGAAUGCCAGCUCUGAGCACAGUCACCAGGAGCCAGGCGGGUCCCUGCCAGGUCUGCCAGCCUGAGGGAUGCUCUGUGGGACCCCAGCUGGCCCUGUGCAGGGUCUGUGGCUGGGGCUUAUGUGGAGAUGGUCUUGGAGAAAGAGCACCCCAGUCAGAAGUGUGGUCGCUGCCCCUCCAGAGAGUCCGUCUCACCAUCUCAUCACCGCGUCAUGUCACGUCACCUGAUCAUCACAUCUCACCACUCAUCUCAUCCUCUUCCUUUCCACCUGGAAUAAGGCAUUGGUGUUCCUCAGUGCCUUCCUGGAGACAGCACUGUGCCACCAGCAGAAGGCCUGGACCCCAUGGGUGUCAGGAUGAGGCUCCAGCAGGCUGUGAGGCCUGCCCUGCUUGUGGCUGAGCUGGGUCCUGCCCACAGCCUUUGCCUUUGCUUCUGCUCAUUUUUAGCUGCUCUGUGGAUUAUUCUUCUUGUGUUCCCACAGUGAGGAACAGACCUUUGGUGUCCCUGUGGAAUGCUGGGCACCUCACAGUUCUUCUCAUCCAAAUAAACAUUAUGAAAGGCAGCAGAUGG